AUGGCAGCAACAAGGUCUCAGCUUUGCAUGUUGUUGGUUGUGGUGUUAUUCACCUCAACAACAGUACUGGGUCAGCACACCCCAUGUAUCAUUGCUGAAACAAACUGUGCAACGAACAAUGACUGUGAUGCUGCGUGCAAAUUGAAGGUACCCAAAAACUUGUACUGUGCUGGUUUUAAUAUUUGCGACGAUGGACACCCGGAACAUCAUUUCUGCUGUUGUCGCCAAAUUCCGCACUGUCCUAAUCAGCCAUUUGAGAGAAACAUUAGGGCUUAA
Molecule: messenger RNA, 276 nt
Organism: Sphenostylis stenocarpa
Lineage: Eukaryota; Viridiplantae; Streptophyta; Magnoliopsida; Fabales; Fabaceae
Source: the annotation of a GenBank genome assembly